Myotis brandtii (Brandt's bat) is the source of this 579-nucleotide messenger RNA. RefSeq names its product coiled-coil domain containing 169 (gene CCDC169). NCBI's taxonomy places the organism in Eukaryota, Metazoa, Chordata, Mammalia, Chiroptera, Vespertilionidae. The transcript is spliced from 2 exons. The record is from RefSeq and is a predicted model, not a curated record.
AUGGGUGACAACUUUGAAGGUAUGAGCAUUGAACAACUGAAACUGGAGUUAUUGGAAUAAAUCCGUAAGAAAGACUUAGUAAAACUCUCAAUAAAUGAACUAACACGGAAAAUGCUUUAUGAGACACAACUUGAAGUGAAUUAUCAACUGAGAGAGCAAAUAGUUACUCUGAAAGAGAAAUCGGGAAAACUCAGUGGAGAUCCUUCAGAUAUACAAGGUACUAUUGAAGUCUACAUGGAAUUGUCAAUGAGAUAUUUAGUGAAAUUACUUAGAAAACUACUCCAAGAGAAAAGGCGUCUUGAAAAUCAAGUGAAAUACUAUUCGGUUAAAGCGGAACAAGAAGAAAGGGCUUACAAAAAGGUCGAGGAUGAAUGCCAAAAAUACCUUAAUAGCCUAUUUCAGGUCUCUCACUUAUACAAAAUUCCUAGAAGACAACAUAUGGAUGAAUUCCAUAGAAGGAAAGAGAUUCCAGUAGAAAUGGGAAGGUACAAUACAGCUAAUCAGAAGAUAGGAAAUGCUAAGAGAGAAUCAGCAAAACAGAGUAGAAGAUCAAACUGUCUUCCAAAACUCAAUCCAUGA